Tetranychus urticae (two-spotted spider mite) is the source of this 2990-nucleotide messenger RNA. RefSeq names its product ABC transporter G family member 23-like. Gene Ontology annotation, molecular function: ATP binding; ABC-type transporter activity; ATP hydrolysis activity. The record is from RefSeq and is a predicted model, not a curated record. NCBI's taxonomy places the organism in Eukaryota, Metazoa, Arthropoda, Arachnida, Trombidiformes, Tetranychidae. Gene Ontology annotation, cellular component: membrane.
ACAUUUAGCAAAAACUGUUGAUCAAUAUUGAGAUGAUUAGUAACAGCUUCAGAAGAGCAUUUCAAAAAAUGAUUUGAAAUGGAAAUUGAAUUUACAUUAAAUCAGGAAGCUGAGGAUAAGUAAAAUGACCGUAAAUCCAAUUCCAUUAAUAACGUAAUAUCAAUGACCUUUGGUGGUUUAAGAUUAUAUAUUUGGCUAAUUAUCCAGUUAAAUGGUUAGUCAAGUAAUGAUGAGGUGUAUCCAUUCAAGUUGUCGCCCUUGAUGGUGUUAAACGUUGUGCUAAUUUCCAUUUUUACCCUUGGCACUUUUUGGUAAUUUUGCGAAGAAAAACAAGCGUUUAAAUGUUUUUCAUCGAGAAGGAGGAAGUUGAACGUCGUGGUUGUCAUGGCCAUGAUGAUUAUCAUCCUCAUGAUCACCGUAAAAAUACAGUGAUGGAAAAAUUAAUAGGAGGACCCAAAGGAGUUAGUUUUUUAGGGUUUUUUUCCUAAUCAUCGAUCCUGACCAGUCUCUAAAUCCAUUCUGUUCGAAUCUUGUUCCGUAUUUGAUCAGUUUCUUAAAACAUUUUGUUCAGCUUUGAUCCAUAGUCACACCUGAUAAAAGUAAAAAAGAUUUUAAUAUUUUGCUGUUACUACUUGUUACACUCACUACGGAAUUAUAACCUGAAAUGGAUAGUUUCUUGUAUUGCAAGUGAAUUACUAUUGGAAGCCAUCCUUCAUGUUCUUGUGGUCAAAGUGAAAUUUUAGAUGUUCAUCAUAAUCUGGUCUCUUCAGUAAAGGUUCUUGAUGGAGAUCAAAACUAGCGAUUAUGCCAUUCUUGGCCUCAACUUGAGUUUAGAGUUGGGUAAAAGUUGGAAGCCAGUGACAAUAUUUAAAGAUUUAUCAAUAAAAGUGCCGAAAGGAGCCAUUUAUGGUUUGAUUGGUCCAUCAGGUUGUGGUAAAACUACUUUACAACGAUGUAUAUUUGGAUUUUAUCGACCAACCAAAGGUAGCCUUUUGGUCUUUGGUCGUUCCCCGUUAGAGAAAGGAUUUGGAGUACCUGGUCCACUGGUUGGGUUUAUGCCUCAAGAUUUGGCACUUAAUGAAGACUUGACCAUAAAGGAAAUGUUGACUUUCUUUGGUCGACUUAGUGAUUUACCAAUGGAUACUGUUAAUGAAAGAAUCGACGAGCUUCUCAAAGUAAUUGAUAUUCCAUAUCCAGAUAGGUUGAUAAGUAAUUUAAGUAUCGGUCAACGAAGACGUAUUUCCUUGGCUGCUUCUCUUAUUCAUCGACCAAAGCUAUUACUCCUUGACGAGCCCACAGUUGGCUCGGACCCACUCUUGGUUUACAAAAUGUGGACUUAUUUGUUUCAUCUUAGGGACACUUAUAAGAUGACUAUUGUAGUAACCACUCAUUAUUUAGAAGAAAUUGUUAAAGCUGAUCGAUUCGGGUUGAUGCGUAAAGGCCAGGUAAUUGUAGAGGAUAAUCCAAUGUCUUUCAUGGAAAAGUAUAAAGAGACUUCCUUGGAAAAGGCAGUUUUUCGAUUGUGCACUGAAUGGGAUUCACGAAACAGAGCAUCACCAUCAUCGUCGUCAUCGUCUUCAUCUUCGUCAUCAUCUUCAUCAAACUCGCCAAAAUUAUCUCCAUCUGUUCAAACAAAUGGAAUGGAUCAGAAGAAAACAGUUCAACAGUCAACUGUUGGCAGCCAAAAUACUCAAAUUCAUAAUACUCAAUCGCCAUCAUCAUCAAGUUCAACACUUUCCUCAGACCCAUCAUCAUUAGCAUCUUCAUCAUCUAUAACUGAAACAUGGACUCCAUUGUCAAACUUUACUGUCCUCAUCAUAUUGAUGUGGCGACUUUGGUUAAGAUGUCAGCGUUUCAUGAUUUAUCCCAUCAUAUUAUCUUGUUUAAUAAUUUUCAUAAUCUCCUUGACUUUUGGUGUCAUGUUUGGACGCUUUCCUAAAGAUUUGAGAGUGAAUUAUAUGAACCUUGGAACAAGUGACAGAAACAUAACGGAACAAUUUCUAUCAUUUUUAUCCCAAAACAGUAUCAGAUUGGAGCGGGUCAACUCAGAACUGGAAAGUCGAUUAGAUCUGGAAAAGGGACUAAUCGAUGGAUAUUUCAUUAUCGGAGAAAAUUUUGAAGAAAGUAUUCGGGAAAAAAUCGAAAAGGGUCUUUCAUCACUAAGCCCCUCUGUUCACCAUCGAGCAUCUGAAUCAAAAGUUAGAGAUAAAAUAUUCCUGACCGUAGACGCUUCCAAUCAAUUUAAAUUUGAUACACUGGUUAUCACAAUAAGUCGAAGCUUGACCAAACUAAUGCACGAAACCCAAACGAAUCUUAAUGUAACAAAUAAUUAUUAUCAAUUUUUCACAGUAACUCCAAUUUAUGAAUCCUAUGAGCCUGAUAAUUUAAUGGCCUCCAAUGAGAAUGUUUUGAUUCGUUAUUUUCUUUAUGCUGUUGAACAAUUUACAAUCAUUCUAAUGAUGAGCUGGACAAUAAAAGAGGCCCAUGAAAGGAUGAAUGAACGUCUUAUGGCUGCUGGUAUUAGUCGUAUUCAGUUGACCAUGGCUUUAAUAGUAACAUCAACUUUGGUAAUUGUUCCUAUUUACUUGAUCUUUUUCACUCUAUUGAUACCAACACUGAAUUUCCCAAUGAGAGGCUCCUGGAUAGCUGUUGUACUUUCAAUAAUAGCGAUAACUGUUUGUGGAAUAAGUAAAGGCAUUUUCAUCGGUUUACUUUCCAAUGAUUUAAUUAUGGCAGCUUUCCUCCAUUCAGCUUAUUGCUUUUCCAGUCUAUUUCUUGGUUAUUUACUUUGGCCAUAUGAGUCUCUGCCCAAUUUCAUCAAGCCUUUAACCUACUGGUUUCCAUUUGCAUUAUCAGGCGACUCUCUCGUCUGGUCAUUGAUGAAGGGUAAAGCAUUCACUGAUGUCCUAGUUUACCAAAAUAUCGUCUAUUCCAUUAUUUUCGCAAUUGUAUCUAAUAUCAUAGUGAUAAUUGGUUUUAAUAAAUGGUGA